AGGGGGGGUGUACUGAGCUGAGAGAAAUCUGUCAGAUUCAAACACUGCUCUCUGUGUGUGUGAUAGAGAGAACGAGGGAUGAGAGGAGAGGAGGAGAACUGACGAACAGAAAGAGAGACACAGAGGACAACAAAGUGAGGCCAGCUCACCUAUGGAUCAGCACUCAUAUCAGCAACCCAGGGGAUUCCUUGAACAUAUCGACCCGACUGACAUCCCCACAGAGAGCAGCAGAUCAACACUGAUGCCGAUGCGCUGCACGCAGCUGUAGAGCAUCAAGGCCAAGGGGUCAGGGGUGAAAGGUCACGGACUACAGAGCCGGAGCAGGCGCUGAGGUUAAAGGGUUUCAGAAGUGGCUGACUGAGGAUACGAGAAGAAUCAGGGUUCAGGAAGGACGGUCUCAGUGACAAACAAGAGUCAGGGGGUCAAGAUGAUGACAGCACACGGAAAGCUGAGGAGGGAGAAGGGGAGUCUGGCAGAGUACGAAUCUCAGAUGAAAGACCUGCGGGCCCAGCUGACGGACCAGAUCAAGAUUUUAGACUCUCAGGUGGAUGUGAAACAGCAGCAGCUCUCAGACCUCUCUGAGUUUCUCCGGCGUCGAGGAGACAUCGAGGCUGAAUAUGCGCGAGCCCUCGACAAACUCACAGAGAGAUUCACCCACAAGACUAAAAAGAAGGAGCAAUGGGGUCAGUCUGUGUGUCAGGUCUGGUCUGUCUUGCUGACUCAGACUCGUCUGGAGAGCCGGGAACACGCAGCACUGGGCGACACCUGCUGCAACACACUCACACAGAGAUUGGCACACAGCACAGAGGACACACACCGCCUGCACAAACGGAGCAAAGAAGUGGGCAUUCAGAUGCAAGAUGAACUGUUAAAGGUCACCACAGAGCUGCAGAUGGCUCUGAAGACGUACAACCAGUACCACACAGACUGUCUGAUCGCCGAGGGGAAGCUGAAGGAAGCCGAGCGGUUGGAGGAAAGACACACCGGCAAGUCAGCUGAGCUCGGCCUCGGCCAAUCGAGCGGACAGAGACGGAGCUCGGUGAAGAAGAUUGAGAGAUUAAUGGAGAAAAGGCAUGGCAGAGUGCAGGAAACCCAGCUGAAGUGUACCAAGGCUCGUAAUGACUACCUGCUGAAUCUCGCAGCAGCCAACGCAGCCAUGAACAAGUACUACCUGCAGGAUGUCAGCACUCUCAUCGACUGCUGUGACCUGGGGUUCCACCUCUCCGUGGACAGGGUGAUGAGGUGCUACCUGUCCAGUAGGUGGCGCAUUCAGAAGACGGAGGAGACGGGGCUCAGGCAGCUGGAUGCGGCGGUAACGUCCCUGGACCAGGGAGGAGACAGAGAUGCUUUGCUACAGCAACAUGACUCCGCCUUCUGCCUUCCAUUUAGAUUCAACUACCAUCCACAUGAAGGAGACCAGGUGUGUGAGGUGAGUGCAGAGAGCCAGGUGAGGUACGAGCUGGAGACCAGAUUCCAACAGCUUCAGUCCCGACUCGCUUCCGUGACCCUGGAAACAGAGGAGGUCAGUAAAACCCUUAAAGCCACACUCAGCGCCCUGCUGGACACCAUGUGUGAGAGUGACACCAACCCCUCCCCUGACGUGCCCAGCACCCUAUCACACGAGCCCCCCGGAGGAAACACCAUCCAAAAACUCACCAUUGCCAAGCGUCGAGCCAAUCAGCAGGAGACAGAGACUUACUAUUUUACUAAAGUUAAGGAGUUCCUCAUCAGCAGUUCUCUGACCUUCAAACUUCAAGCCAAACAUGAUCUUCUACAUGAUGCCAUACAGAAAGCCGAGGCUGUGGACAGUGAUCCUUCAAGAACGCAAUGUGCUCGGUCAGUGCGUGUUCGGAAGUCCAGACCUGUUUCCCAAUUCUGCCACACACUCUUCACCACAGACAUAGUCUCCUACAUACAGAGCUCUGGGCAGCAGAUUCCUGUGGUGGUUGAAAGCUGCAUCCGUUUCAUAAACCUUCACGGCCUACACCAUGAAGGGAUCUUCAGAGUUCCUGGGUCACAGCGGGAAGUUAACCUCAUUAGAGAUGCAUUUGAACGAGGAGACGAUCCUCUGUCUGACAGUGAGUGUGACCUGGACUCUGUGGCUGGCGUGUUGAAGCUGUACUUCAGGGGCCUGGAGCCUCCUCUCUUCCCUUAUGACAGCUACUCUCAGCUGCUGGAGUGUGUCCAAAUUGAGGAAGUGACCGAGAAAGCGGCGCAGAUUAAAGCGAUUGUUUCCACGUUCCCACGACCACUCCUCAUCGUGAUGCGUUACCUCUUCGCUUUCCUCAAUCAUGUGUCUCAGUACAGUGAUGAGAACAUGAUGCAGCCCUACAACUUGGCUGUUUGCUUCGGUCCCAGCCUGCUGAGGGGUUUGGAUUCUGAUGAUGCUGUUGCCAGGCAGCCGCAGGUUAAUGAGCUUGUCAAAACCAUGCUCCUCCAACAUGAUGCCAUCUUCCCCAGCCAAUCAGAACAGCCGGGCCCGGUUUAUGAGAAGCACAUGACUCUGGAGCAGGAGUACUGUGAGCCAAUCACAGAGGAGGGAGAUGGAGAGACUGAGCAUCUGCCCAGUGAGGAUGAGUGGGAGGCAGUGGCCAUGUUCGACUACGUGGCGCGGUCUCCUGCAGAGCUGUCCUUCAAGCUGGGAGAACUCAUCAUCCUUCACAGCAAGGCCUCCUGUGAUUGGUGGAGAGGAGAAGUUGGAGGAGUUAAGGGACUGAUCCCUCACAAGUACAUCAGCGUGCUGGAUGGGUCAGAGCGAGGGAAACGAGAAGAAGGAGGAGGAGGAGGCAGCACUGGAAACCUGACAGUAGAAGAUCCACAGAUGGAGAACACAACUCGGAUGCGGGUGAACAGUGACAGUGCUUCGUUGCCCGGGAGACAGAGAGGAAGCGAGGGGAGCCCCAAUCGAAAGCAGCCAACUUCCCCCGCCACACGACACCUGCCAGUGUCUCAGGAGAGAAGACACACAUUGGACACUGUGAGACAGGCUGGCUUCAGACCUACAGACAGACCUCCAUUUGGUCAGGCAGAGAGAGCACCUGUUGACAAGGAUAUGAUCAGCCGUCAGAUGAACUCUGUGUUCAAGGAGCUCCUGUCUCGCCAGCCUCCUGUGCAGCAGUCCGCCCUCGCCGCCCUCGCCACCCCUGCCGUCCCCGCUCCAUCUUCUGCCUCCUCCACUUCCUCUCUUCCUCAAGCCGGCCCCAGUGCCAAAAAAGUAGGAUUUGGCCUCAGAGGACGAGCCCUAUUCAGACCGGUGGACUAAGAGAGAGGAGAGGAUGACUGGAAUCAUUAUUGUUUAAAAUUAAUAAUUAUACUGAUGCCAGAAAUACAUUUGGGGAAGAUCUUGAAUUAUUUUUGACAGGUGUAUAAUAUUUGCGUCUCUGCCAUCUCAUAGUGCCACUAGUCUCGGUGCCGUGUUACUGUAUGUCCAGUGUGUCUGUUUUCCAGCUGGUUUUUGGUGGUUUUACGUUUUGGUCUGGUUUUGUUCUCGAAGCUUUUUGCAAUUUUGGGAGAAUCAGGGAUGUGACAUCAACAGUGAUACCACCAGACUGACUUUUUAAAGCAGUUGCCAUACAUCAACAAAAGACUUACACUGCCCCAUAGUGGCAGAUCUGAGACUAGCUCACCCUAACAGUGAUAUUUUUUUUACAAAAUGAGAACUCAUCCCGGGCCUGAGUGCCUUUACAUCUUUUACUUUUCACAUUAAUUUCACUUGAAAAUACUUGAUAGGUUAAAACUCUGCAUUGUGAUAAAACAAAAUAAUGUGACCUUUUUAUGUUCUCCCAAAGUGUUCAAUAUAAAAUAGGGAUGCACCAAAAUGAAAAUUCUUGGCCGAAAACCGAAAACCGUAAAUGAGGAAACCAAGGCUGAAAACUGAAACACCGAAAUAAAUUAUUAUGCCAAUUAUUUCUAGGUAGACCGGGGACAGUUGUAACACUUGCACGUGCUCCAAUCAGGAACAAGUUAGGAAUCACCUGACUCACUCUGCACAUGCUCACUUGAGUUGCAGCUAGUUUGUAAAGCAGUUUGAACACACUGGGUUAAAAGAGCUCAAAGUUAUAGAAAGAAAUGUCUAAAAUUUUACAACUGUCCCCGGUCUCCCCUACCAUUGCAUUUAUGGCUCUGACUGUGUACUAGCCUCACUAAAAUCAAGGAUCUCAUUGAACAUAUCAGACAACGAGGGUGCAUGACCCUCAUCUGGUUCAGAGAGACCAGUCCUUUUUUCUGCGCUCUGUUCUUCUUCUCCUCCACUGUGCGCUUCUCCGUCUCCAAGCGGGUUCUCUGCAUCCAUUGCAGCCGGGAUCAUUUCUCGUGCACGCUGCUUUAUUCCCACAUCCAAGUAAUGAUCUUUAUAAUGUAGAUCAAGUACAGUCGCGAUGAAGUGCAGAGGAUCUGAAUAGAUCUCAGUGAAACGUGUGCUGACAGACUCUAAGAGUGAACUUUUCAUUGUUUUCACUCCAUGGUCCGUCUCAACCUCUUUACUUAGAAGACGCUUUAGUGCUGCAGUUAAAGGAAGAAUGGAUGCAGACAUGUUGGCCCUUAUCCAGACAAGCGCGUACUGGCCUUGGUUUUUGCUUGCGUCAUCACAACAUUCUGUUUCGGCCGUGUUGUUUUGGUGAUAAAAGUCUUUCGGCCGAGAACCGAAAAUGCACUUCGGUGGCUGAAUUUUCGGUGCAUCUCCAAUAUAAAACCUUAAAUUUGUGACCAAAGAGUCAUAAAUUGCCUAAAUGAGGUCAAAUUGAACCCUUAUUUUCUGAAACUUCCAAAAAUUCCACAUAUUAAAAAUUGUAAUUGCAUUAUUUAUUACAAAUUCCUGCUAGUUCCAAUGUUUACUUUAUCAUGGAUAUUAUUAUUUUCAUCAUCUGUACUUUACAAUUUUACUUUUUAUCAGUUCACAUUUUAUAUCAUAUCAUAGGUCAUGAAAAUGGUUAGCUAGCUGAACAACGGCAACCAGAUCAGCCAGUUAGCCCCUGUUAGCAACAACAAAGUCAAAGCAUUUUAAAUCGAAGUAUCUUACUCACAGUGUAGUUUUGACUGGUUUAGUUAUUUAUAAAGCAACAGUAGUCAGUCAACUGAAAUACUCUGAGCCUCUGCUUAACCAGGCUGUGCAUGCUACCUAGCUAUCUGGUCAACUAACAAGGCUAAUUAACUAGCCAUGUGUACUUACACCAAGUUCACAACCCUGCUAAGCUAGUUUUCCAGCACAGGAGAAAACAACGAAUAAUCUUUGCUAAGCUGAAUAACAGGAUCUUAUUUACUUUGUCAUUUUACAGAAGCAGCUAGAUAGUUGAGUCAUAAUCAUUUUGACAUUGUUGUUUUAGCUAACAGGAGUUAGCUGGCUACAUGAUACAGCAGUCAGUCGGCUUGCUAGUUUAUCAGGCAGCUGGCUUUGAUUGACUUAAUCUGUCAUUCUUAUCAGUGAAAGGAGGAUAUAGGCCUAUAGUGUUAUAAGAAUUUGGAUUUUAUCUAAAUUUUCUUUCAUCAAUAAUCACAAAUUGAUUAUUUUUAUAUUUAUUCAUGUGAAAAUGAACUUUAGAUUAGAUUUUUUUUAAUAUUGAACAUUUUGGGUCACAGAUGUAAGAUGGGAGAAGUGUAAGCAGUUAGGUUAAUACUUAAUAGCAGCAUGCAGUACUAGCAAACACACACAUACACACACAUACACACAGAAAGAUGUAAACACAUUCCCCUUCAUAUGUGAUACAUGGCCCAAUGAAAGGCCAAAACUCAGGGCUUUUGCAGAGUUAGAGACGGGCUAGCUCAGGUUUGGUAUUGUUGGUAUAAGUGAGAGAUGUUUACUCAGGGCUUUGGUUUUACUGACUCUUCAACUGGAAACUGUGCCCUAGCCUCAAGAGCCAAAAUGGCCCCUGCGUCAGAGAGAGGAUCUAAUGACCUCAUCUGGUUUAAACUGUGAAUGCAACAACGAUAUUUGGAGCCAGGAUUGAAACUCUUGUCUCUUUCAAAUAUACAUUUUGCCCCCCUGACAAGCAUUAUGCACAAUUACCAUUCAAAUGUGUGUUACAGGAUGUUUGCAGUUUCAUGUGAAAUUACUUUGACUCCAAAAGCAUUUGAAAUGUUUUUACAUGCGGCAUCUUUCAUCUGUUGUGUUUCAGUAUUGGCUUCAUGGGAGUUGAAACCUUUUUAUCUUUUUGUUGAUUCUGCCUCUAUGAUUUAACAUCCUGUUAUUCUGGAUCACUGUUUUGAUGAUGUCACUAAAUUUACUGUGUCCAACUGUAUAUGUGGUAAAAUAUGAAUUCAAUAAAGAUGAAAAAGUGAUGAAUGAUUAA
Notolabrus celidotus (New Zealand spotty) is the source of this 6284-nucleotide messenger RNA. RefSeq names its product Rho GTPase activating protein 4b (gene arhgap4b). Gene Ontology annotation, biological process: negative regulation of cell migration; signal transduction. The transcript has 24 exons. Gene Ontology annotation, molecular function: protein binding. The record is from RefSeq and is a predicted model, not a curated record. Bases 428 to 3262 code for a protein of 944 amino acids. Lineage: Eukaryota; Metazoa; Chordata; Actinopteri; Labriformes; Labridae. Gene Ontology annotation, cellular component: cytoplasm.